Molecule: messenger RNA, 1320 nt
Organism: Trametes versicolor FP-101664 SS1
Lineage: Eukaryota; Fungi; Basidiomycota; Agaricomycetes; Polyporales; Polyporaceae
Exons: 4
Coding region: 1-1320 (439 amino acids)
Source: RefSeq, a predicted model, not a curated record
AUGGAUACCGUGCUUGUAGUCAUUCCGCUCACGGUUCUCUUCACCUACCUGCUCCUGGGCAGGCAAAAUCAAGGCAACAAUCGAUCGGAGGUACAGGCGCAUACCUCAUCGCAGCGCUUCAUGCCACCAAGCACAGAAGACGCCAAUGGUGGUGCACAACGGGCGACCGCGUCCAGAAGGAGUGGUCAUGUCCGCAUGCCAAGUGCUCCAGUGGCUUCAUCCUCAACGAGUUCCCCUCCCAAUGCAGGCGCCGAAGUGCCUAUGGAGGUGGAUCCGAUGGAGCCCCACGAAGUGUACCACGCCGAUGAUCGUGCUGCACUUGUGCUCGCAUCACCCGCCUCUGCCCCCGUUCGCGCCGGCAUCGCUGCAGUUCCUGCCUGCGCGAGUCCCGUUCCUGCUCCCGCAGCUCCUGCUCCCGCUCCUGCCCGCGCGACGCCCGCUCCUUCUCGCGUGACCCCUGCUCCCUCUCGCGCGACGCCUGCUCCCUCUCGCGCAACGGCCGCUCCCUCUCGUGCGACACCUGUCCCCUUUUGGGAUCGAGCCACUCCUGCCCCCGCCUUUCUUCGCGACACUCCCGCCCCCUCAGCCUUAGAUAAACGUGCCUUAACGCGCGCGGACACACCCAUCCCAUCUCCGAGGGUAGCCACGCCCAUUCGUGCUUCCCCUGCCGUCCUCGCGCCCAUCCCCGAAGACGGCAUGCCAAUGCUUCUGUCGCACUGUGGCCUCCUCCCCGGGGCCGAGGAGGAAAUCGCUUCAUCUAUCUCCCGCGCCUUCCUGCCUGUGACGCAAGUCCGCAGCCCGCCCUCGACACCGGUCCGUAUCAAGACGGAGCCUUCAGCAGGGCCCUCCAGGCUCCCCACCACGCCCGUGAGGGUCAUGAAUGGGGCUGGUCAUUCAACGAUCACCCCGGAGUUUCAUCAAGGCAACCGUACUCCAAGGAAGAACUCGCCGAGCAAAGGCGGGGUUCCUCCCACAGAGUGGACCUUUAACUGGUAUGACUCUUUGUCCGGGGAAGCCCUCUCCGAGCCGCCCGACUUCGUGCCGAAGGGCCCGAUCGGCCGCCUAUGUAUCGGUGACAUUUAUUAUCACCGCACUCCAUACGGCUGUCAGCUCUGGCUCAGAGUUGCGGACAGCUACGACGAGCCGCCCUACUGGCUUCCUGUCAGCUGCGGGUACGAGCGCGCGGACGGCAAGUUUCUGAUCCUCACCAGGGUCCACAAGCUCCCGUCGUGGGUCGUGGAAAGCACCUACCGGCAGUGGAAGAUCGCCGUGAAGAAAGACAUGGAGCGCGCCGACGGCAAGGAGGAGCAGGAUGCCUGA